UUCUAAGGCAUAUGGAUUGGCUUUCGAAACUUUCUUAUCCACGAAAAUCUUACACCAACUGAUACAUAUACUUGACUGAAAACAGAUUUGGAAAAUACUUUCAAAGCAAAACCAGAGAAAAAGCUCCUCCAUCACUAAGUAAAAAAAUAUAUUGAAAAAAAAAAAAAAUGUUACAGAGCCCAAAAUCCUUGCAAUCUUCCUCUCACUUCCUUCAUCAUCCAAAACUUCCACUACCACCUACUCCACAAAUUCUAGAAAUACCCACUUCCCCAUCUUUUCCAACAACCAAACAAUGCUGCAAACUCUCUCGCAGAGAUCUCACAAUCCAAAGCAAUUCCUUGUUGCUUCUUCUCUUUGGCUUUCAAACUCUAGAACCCUUUCAAAUCUCCAAUGCUCGAGCUGAAGAGGAAAACUUGGCAGGCACUAAAACGGAAGAACAGCAAGUUGAGAAUUCAGACACCUCUCCUAGUUGCAAUAAUAGAAGCCUGACAAAGCGUGCAUUCAUUGACAUAUCCAUUGACGGAGAACCAGCUGGUCGUAUAAUUGUCGGGCUAUAUGGAAACGAUGCCCCAGUCGGAGUUGCUACAUUUAGUGAUCUUGUGAGUGGUGCUGCUGGUAUUAGUUAUAGGAGGAAAGAGUUCGUCAAAAUCAUGCCAAGUUAUGUCCAGCAUGGUGGGGUGAGAUCUUAUGGUGUGGAUGCAGAGAUGGCGAAAAGGACGGGAAGCACUUCAACGAUAGAGAAUCUUGUCGACGAAUGGGAGAGGAUAGAACAGAGGUGUGGAGCAGGGACUAAGAACUUGGCUGGAAGUGUGAGCAUUAUUGUUAGAGAUCCUUCAAAACCACCCCCUAAGUUGAAGCUGGUUGCAAGGAAAGGGAAGCUGGAGAUAGAUCAAGAGGAGGUCGGUACAGCCCCAAACGGAACAGAGUUUGUCAUUGCGUAUAAGGAUUCUCCGGAGCUGGAUGCUUCCACUUUGGUGGUCGGGAAAGUGUUGGAAGGCAUGGAGAUUGUAGAGAGGAUUGGCCUGGUGAAGACUGUAAAAGAGAAUACCAGUUCUCCUUAUUUCAGGGUGGCAAAGCUGAUAGGUGACAAAAGAGCCGUUGUAGCAGAAAGAGGUUUCAACCGCCCUUACUCAAAGGUGGUGGUCACAAAUUGUGGCUUGCUGGAGUAGACUCUGUUCACAACCCAUUUUCUUCCCUUUCUUUUUUGUUAGAAGAGAAACACUUCAUGUAGUGCAAUUAAUUCAUUUAUAUUC
Molecule: messenger RNA, 1253 nt
Organism: Ziziphus jujuba (common jujube)
Lineage: Eukaryota; Viridiplantae; Streptophyta; Magnoliopsida; Rosales; Rhamnaceae
Product: peptidyl-prolyl cis-trans isomerase CYP26-2, chloroplastic
Exons: 2
Coding region: 168-1169 (333 amino acids)
Biological process (GO): protein peptidyl-prolyl isomerization
Cellular component (GO): chloroplast
Molecular function (GO): peptidyl-prolyl cis-trans isomerase activity
Source: RefSeq, a predicted model, not a curated record